GCGCUCCCUGUAGAGCUCUGGCUCCAGAUAUUCCGCUUGGCCACUAUCAGCCCCUCUACGUCCGGACUCUAUGCCACGAAGUACCGCCCCUUCGAGCUUAUAGACUUCCACGGAUUCGACGAAGCCACGUCGACGAAGCUCGCGCUCGUUCUCGUAUGCAAGCGGUGGCGGAACUGGGCCACUCCGCUGCUGUACGAGGACGUCCUGCUGCCGCGGCAGCAGAACCCGCUGAACCACAUGCUCCGCUACGAGGACGACGAUGAUAACACCUCUAUUCCCUCAUACAUUGUCCGCCGCGUCCACCUGCCGUACACCAGCACCACCAUCACCACUCCGAAGCCAAUCAAGCCAGUUCAGCUGCUCGCGCGGUGCCCAGCCGUCGAGGUCCUGGUGCGAACCGCGGACAUGUUCGCGUCCGGCAACUACGAGUUCGACACGGACUGCCCCCCGCUCCCCGCGCUGAAGCGCCUCGACUGGUGGCACAACAACGAGGCCGCGCGCACGGGCGGCAUCAACUCCCUCCCACACGUCCUCGGGCAGGCCCCGAACCUCGAGUACCUCUCCAUCGGCGGCGAGCUCUGGCAGAGCUUCCUCUACGCGCCCCCGGUCGAGCUCCCGCGUCUCACGACGCUCCGCCUACGCCGCGUGAACGCGUUCUACGUGAUGGCGCUCGCGCGCUGGACGUGCCCCGCGCUCUCGCACCUCGUCUUCGACGCGAUGCCCGUCGCGGAGAUCUUCGAGCCGCUGUGGGCCGCGUUCGGCGCACAGGCGCGCACAGUCGAGCUCGGGGUCAGCCUCAAGUUCUAUGUGCACGACUUCCUCGCGCUCGUGCUCGCGGGAUGUCCGCGCCUCGCAGAGCUGAACUACUACGUGCACUUCACGCACGCACCCGUGCCGUCGCGCGCACAGGAGGAGCUGCACACGGUCGGGCUGCACGCGCUCCCGAACUCGUUCUACGAAGCCGGUAGCGCCGACUUCUGGGCGCACCUGGGGCAGCACCUUGGGACGUACACGGAGGAGCUCUUCCCAGCGCUGCAGCGGGUGAAGUUGUAUGGAGACUGGAGCGCUGUU
Trametes versicolor FP-101664 SS1 is the source of this 1071-nucleotide messenger RNA. RefSeq lists its product as uncharacterized. The annotation marks the transcript as partial. The record is from RefSeq and is a predicted model, not a curated record. NCBI's taxonomy places the organism in Eukaryota, Fungi, Basidiomycota, Agaricomycetes, Polyporales, Polyporaceae. The transcript has a single exon.